Molecule: messenger RNA, 2095 nt
Organism: Pistacia vera
Lineage: Eukaryota; Viridiplantae; Streptophyta; Magnoliopsida; Sapindales; Anacardiaceae
Product: coiled-coil domain-containing protein SCD2-like
Exons: 17
Coding region: 147-1823 (558 amino acids)
Biological process (GO): cytokinesis by cell plate formation
Source: RefSeq, a predicted model, not a curated record
CCAAACGACGUCGUCUCUUUCAAAUUCAGCCGUUUUCAACCCAGCUUCCCCUCUCUUUCACAAAUUCCCCGAUUUUCUCGAGAAAAUCUAGUUCUCGUAUAAUCCUUGCUCCAGUCUCAACAUACACACUUAAAGAAUUAAUAGAAAUGGAUCGGCGAAGGACGGGUAGUCCAGUGUACGGACGGCAGUGGAGUGGAGGAUCGAGCAGCUCGGGCUCGUCAUCACCGGCGCAACCCCAGUCACGGCUGCAGCCGGCAGUCUCCUCAAUCAAGCGCAACCAAAACGUGGCUGCCAAGGCCGCCGCACAGCGCCUCGCUCAGGUCAUGGCCACGCAGACCGCCGCUGGUACUGGCGACGACGAGGAUGACGAUGAUCAAGAAGACGAUCUCUCCUUCCGCUUUCCCGUAUCCACCAGAGAUAGCAAUCGAACUAGUAGUAAUCAUAGUUCGUUACCAGCGAUUUCGUUUAAUAGAGCUAAUAGAUCUCCGUCUCCUGCGUUAGGUCGGAACUUUGUAGAACAUGCAGCAUCGGUGCGGUCCACGUCAGCUGGAAGGCCGUCAACGAUGUCUGUUAGAACAACGACGUUGAUGCCGCCAAGUAGACCAUCGGUUAGAACUCCGGUUUCUAUACCUCCGAUCGAACCCCCUACUCAUAGGAAUAGAGAUAAGAGGUUCUCGUCAGAUAUAUCACUACUCAAUACAAAAGAUGCAGGAGAUCAGCGUGAAGCCUCUGCACUUCGUGAUGAACUUGACAUGCUACAAGAAGAGAAUGAUAGUUUACUUGACAAGCUUCGUCAUGCUGAAGAGAGACGUGAGGAAUCAGAAGCUAGAGCCAGGGAGCUUGAGAAACAGGUUGCUUCCCUUGGAGAAGGUGUGUCUCUGGAAGCCAAACUGUUGAGCAGGAAGGAAGCAGCUUUACGUCAAAGAGAGGCUGCUCUUAAGGCGGCAAAACAAAAGACAGAUGGAAAAGAUGGGGAGGUUGUAGCCCUACGUUCAGAAAUUCAGAACUUGAAAGAUGAGGCUGCAACAGCUGUUGAACAGCUACAAGAGGCAGAAUCUGAAACAAAAGCUCUGCGAUCAAUGACUCAAAGAAUGAUAUUGACUCAGGAAGAGAUGGAGGAAGUUGUUCUGAAGAGAUGUUGGCUUGCUCGCUAUUGGGGUUUAGCUAUACAGCAUGGCAUUUGUGCGGACAUAGCAGUGUCAAAGCAUGAGCACUGGUCUGCUUUUGCUCCUCUUCCCUUUGAAGUUGUCAUUUCUGCUGGACAAAAGGCCAAGGAGGAUUCAUGGGAGAAAGGUGGUGGUGAUCCUGAUAGAAGUAAACUUGUUCGGGAUUUGAGUGAUCUUACGGGAGAAGGAAAUAUUGAGAGUAUGCUUUCAGUUGAAAUGGGUUUGAGAGAAUUAGCAUCUUUAAAGGUUGAGGACGCUGUUGUGCUUGCAUUGGCCCAACACAGAAGACCAAAUAUGGUUCGACAAUCCCUCUCUGAUUCCAAAUCACCAGGUGAUCCAAAGUUUACAGAGGCAUUUGAGUUAAGUGAAGAGGAGGCAGAAGAUGUUCUUUUCAAAGAGGCUUGGCUGACAUAUUUCUGGAGAAGAGCUAAAGUGCAUGGUGUAGAGGAGGAUAUAGCGGAGGAGAGAUUACAGCUUUGGAUCAGUCGUAGCGGACAGUCACCAACUUCACAUGAUGCUGUUGAUGUUGAGCGAGGUUUAUUGGAGCUGAGGAAGUUGGGUAUAGAGCAGCAACUCUGGGAAGCAUCUCGGAAAGAAAUUGAUCUGCCAUCCUCGUUUGCCAAUCACAAACUUGCAGAUAUAGAGACUUCCUCAUGAUGGAGGUUGUUUUGAUGUGUUAAAGAACUAGGGUUGGCCAUUCCAUUUUGUAUACGUAUAUUAUUUUUAUCUUCUUGUCUUUCAUGAAUUUCCCGUCGACCUACUAUCCUCCUUUUCAUCCAGCAACAUCAACUUGUAGCUGGUCAUUAUACGAGAGGGCUGUUGGGACUUGGGGCUUGUAAUUAGACUUUGCUUAUAUGAUAGAAUGAUUGUAAUGUGAAAAUGAAUGCUCGAAACUAGUGAUUCUUUUAUUUCAUUGAUUUUGUAAUUCA